AUGCCAGAGGAACUUCGUGGCAAGGCCCCAUAUAAUCCGUAUGAUCCCACCGAAGCCCGUCCGCUCGGAGGGUACCCCAGUGAAUUUGCGAUUCCUGGGACGAAAUCGAACUCUGGGAUCAUUGCCCCAGCCUCGGAAUUCCAAAGGGUGAAGAACGCCAUGAACCGCCUUGGAUACCAUCCACGUCCUCGCAGCAGUGUUUAUCCUGGACAAUAUAAACUUCUACGACGGAUAGAUGAUCAACGGGCCCGGUUUUGGCGAGGCGCUAAGUACGUCACCGCGGGGAUUGUGGGGAUCGGGUCAAUAUACAUUGUGUUCUUCCAUAGAUGGAACGAUGGGUACGAUAGUAUGUUUAGCAAGACUUAUCGAUUCCAAUUACAUAUGAAGUGGUUAAUUAAAGGAACGUUGACCAAGCAAGAGUUUGAGGAUUUGCAUCCAAAGCAGCGAGGGUACGCGGGAGCGGUGGGGCAUGGAGGAACCCAGUUUAAUAAGUCAAAUGAAGGUGAACAUGAAACGAAUUUCGCAUUACAGAGACCGACUAAUGAUCAACAAGUGGCGGCCGAAAAGCAAAUGCAAGAAAGGGAAGAGAAUUAUUGGAAGGCGAUUGAUAUGGCAGAAAAGAUCUUGAAAGAAAAAGAGCCAGGACAGGAGAAGGUACAGAGUCUUGAUACGUCUUCUUCGGAGAGUGAUAAAGGGAAGAAGAAAUGGUGGUGGUAG
Saccharomycopsis crataegensis is the source of this 717-nucleotide messenger RNA. RefSeq lists its product as uncharacterized. The record is from RefSeq and is a predicted model, not a curated record. Lineage: Eukaryota; Fungi; Ascomycota; Saccharomycetes; Ascoideales; Saccharomycopsidaceae. The coding region runs from base 1 to 717 and encodes 238 amino acids. The transcript has a single exon.